CGCGAGGCCCGGAUUCGACUUCAUGCCAUCAUUUGGCGAUGCGACACAGGUGACAUCGCCGGCGACAUCUCAAGCAAACCCUUGGAUACCACAACCACACCUAAGCCAUGGCAUCAGGAUACGGACUGAACGGGGGUCCGUCCCGAUGCUUCCCAUUCUGGCAGGAGUUGCUCGCAUGCUACGUCGUCAACACGAGCUCUGACGAUGCCUCGGGCAAGAAGAAGUGUGUUCCUGCACUGGAGGACUACUACGAGUGCAUGCACCACAAGAAAGAGGCCGCUCGAGUGAUGGCAUUACAGGCAGCGUACCGGAAGGCAGAGAUCAACCAGGGGCGAGAAAACGCGCCAACCGCGGGGCAAAUACGGAACCUCGGCCUGCUGAACAAGGACGAGGACACGAAGAAGGUUCUCGGGGCGAGCUCAUAGACGUCGGGAGGUGCCACCACCUCGUUGAACAGUUCGAGACAGACACCACCAUGAUUCGAAUAGAAAAUGGGGAGCUCUUUGGGGGUUCAAGAAGACCGAGAAGUCCAUGCCUGUCUGGUCUUGCAUUCGCAUCUAUCUGCAUGUGUGAAGAUACCUGGCCGGGGUUGCUCUGGUGGAAGCAAGUUAAUGAUCAUGGAGCCAUGAGAUGUUGCGUCAUUCCACGCGUCCUUGCCAGAGCCCAACCACUUUCUCAUCUCCUUCGAAUUGUGCACCAAUUGGGGAGGGGCCUGGCAGGGUCGAAGCUUCCUCCCCAGGCACACAAUACUUGUAGGCCGAGGCUGCAGCACUGACUGCAGGGGCAAGUGCUCUCAAACGAAAACCGACACCUGUGUUUCCCCCACCCCUCAUCCGAACCUCCUUUGCCCCAAAAAUAUUGUUUGAAAUUAGCAACAGCUCUGCGGGUGGACUUGCUUACUCCAGGGUCAGUCUAC
Molecule: messenger RNA, 916 nt
Organism: Diaporthe batatas
Lineage: Eukaryota; Fungi; Ascomycota; Sordariomycetes; Diaporthales; Diaporthaceae
Exons: 3
Coding region: 108-425 (105 amino acids)
Biological process (GO): mitochondrial respiratory chain complex I assembly
Source: RefSeq, a predicted model, not a curated record